GCUGGUCAGAAGGACGGAAGAUUAUUGCAUUUCAAAGAGCAUGGACACGAACUCACCACGGCUGUCCCAGUUCACUCGCGCGGCGCUGGUGGGUUUCUUGGUCGUGGUGCCGGUCAUCCUGGUGCUGGUAGCGUCGUGGUCGGCUUUGCUUCCCUUGGCUAUGUUGUACCUACCACCAAGUCUGUUCGCCCUGGCCGUAGCUACCUCUCACCGCCGCCAGAAUACGCACAUCCGAGACAUCGACACCGACGCCCUGGUGCGUCUCUUCCUCGGAGGCUUCUUCCCAGGCGUGAUCCUUGCUAUGUUGGCCGAGACGGUGUUGACCGUCGCAGGACUCGGCGUCUUCCUCGCGCUAGACCACGGGGAUAUUCUCGGGCAAAUCCAGCAAUAUCGUGCGCAGCAUCCCCCUCCCGCCAACGCUACUUUGAAUGUGGGGGACGUUUUGUCGCAUAUUCGCAUUCGGCACUCGCUCAGCGUACUGCUCGGGAUGGCCUUCAUGGCGUUCGUAGUCGCCGGCGCGGUCGAAGAAUCCAUCAAGACUUGGCUCGUCCUGCGAGGACCUUGCUUCAUUCGCCCUUCGACGUGGUCCCAUGGCGCCACGUCAUCGACCUUGUCCGUCAAUCCCCCUACGGAUGCCGCCGCCGCUACGCCGCCAUUCCACUUCGUUCUGAGCUUUGCCGCUGUCGGGUGUGGGUUUGCAACCAUAGAGAACGUCUCGUACGCGUUUCUAACCCCCACGCUCGCGUUGCAAAUUUGGGCGGCUGCCGUCCGCGGCCUUUUGGCCACGCCGCUGCACAUGAUCUGUGCUACUCUCACUGGCAUGCAACUAGUAUUACUACCUCCGACGACUAGUACCUCCAAACUGUUCAGCAGACGCGUCGGCCGCGCCAUGCUGCCAGGCAUCGUCCUCCACGGCGCGUACGACCUCCAAUCGUUUUUGUUUACGUUUUGGCUCAAUGACGACGACAACAUCAUGUCGUUUGGAGCGUCGGCGCUGUGCUUGGUGGUCGGAGGUUUGUACUUGAACUACCUGCGCGGGCACAUUCACUGGACCGACAACUACCAUCCUGUAGGCCUCGUCGACGAUGACUCGGCUUCGAUGCUGGUCUAAGUGGUCGUGGGGAUGGUAGGGUAGGUAGAUUAAUAUCUUAACAAGCCUGAAAGGAUAUCUCGACUGGGAAAGAUGAAGACGCUCAUGCAGCAGGUUGCUUUGGGGGGCCACCGCGGCCACGGCCCCGUCCACGCCCGCCGCUGCUCUUGCCCUUUCGAUGCUUCUUGUCCUGGUCCGGUUUCUUCAAUGCUUGGACCUUUUUGAACAGUGGCGAUUUCUGCAGCAUGUCUGGCAAGAUGAACAGCUUCACUUGGCUCCCGCGGACGUAGACCUGUUCCAGGCGGCUGAUCUGACCGUCCCGACCCGUCAAUGUGACCUGUUUCAGCUGGCAGUUCAUACUGUCUUCGCUCUCAACCAAGUGGCCUCUGUAAAUUUCUCCGUUCUUGAGCUCCAAUGUGAUCGCAUGUCCCUCGCCUUCAUGCAGCAGGCUCAACGGCACUCCCAACGACUUGGACAUUUCUUCUUGCUGCUGUGUGGUGAGCAAAA
Messenger RNA from Aphanomyces astaci, 1597 nucleotides. RefSeq lists its product as hypothetical. The coding region runs from base 41 to 1111 and encodes 356 amino acids. NCBI's taxonomy places the organism in Eukaryota, Oomycota, Saprolegniomycetes, Saprolegniales, Verrucalvaceae. Gene Ontology annotation, molecular function: peptidase activity. The transcript has 2 exons. The record is from RefSeq and is a predicted model, not a curated record.